AUGAGUACGGCUUACUCGUACUUGGACACACCGUACCCGGAAACCGACUUCCCCCCGGACAUACGCGAUGCGUGUCUCAAGCGGAGCUCCGUUGGUGCCGAGGUCCGUGCAGCCAAAGUGGUGGUGGUCGGAGACGUCUCCGUAGGCAAGACGUGCCUCAUCACAAAGUUCUGCCACGAGGUCUAUGACGCUAACUACAAGGCGACCAUCGGCGUGGACUUCGAGGUGGAGAAGUUCAGCAUCCUCCAGGUGCCAUUCAGCCUGCAAAUCUGGGACACGGCUGGCCAGGAGAGGUUCAGGAGCAUCACUUCAGCAUACUACCGAGGCGCUCAGGUCGUGAUCCUGGUAUUUGACUUGUCUCUGGCAGCCAGUUUGUACAACACACCGCAGUGGCUUGAAGAGACCCUGGAAAGCACCGGACAGGGGCACGAGCCGCUGAGAUUUCUCGUGGGCACCAAGAAGGACCUUGUGAACGACGGAUGUUUGGAUGGCAUGGAAGGAGACGCGACGAAGAUCGCACGCAGAUUGGACGCCGAGUACUGGUCCGUCUCUGCAAAGACAGGCGAGAACGUGCAGCAGUUGUUCUUCCGGGUGGCCGCACUCGCUUUUGUCCAGUGCCUUACAAGGGAGCUCCAGGAAAAGCAGCAGUCACCAGAGAAGGCCGCCAACAACAACUUUGUCCGGCUGAGGAAGCGGAAACACGGCAAGAAGAUUAAGGCACCGAAAUGCUCUGGCAGCCAAAAAUGUGCCACGAAGUGAAGAACCAUGCUAUCGGCCGUAAAUGAUGUGUGGGAGACGAAGGUGAAAACCCCUGCACGCAUGAACGCAUCGCUACAGCCAGUGACGCUGAAACCAGUGAAUGCCAAUAGUGUCACGGAAUAUCAUCAGGCUGUACGCAAUAGUUAACGGAGCUGCCAUACCCUGACAGAACUUUCCAGCUUGGAAGCAGGCCUUCCUGUUUAUAGCUGGAAGUGUGGCGGAUACUGAUAAUUUUCAAAGAAAAAAAAUUGCGCAAAUAAAGGAAAAACACCACAAAGAAAGAACACAAAAACUGGCCGAGUUUUCCUUCUUUGUGGUGUCUUUUCUUUAUUUGAGCAUUUUUUUCUUGUGAAGUAUUGAACCAACUGGCCCCUCAAGACGUCCUGAUAUUUUGUUUUAACCGUAGCUUUGUUGCGUUUCUUUUUUUUUCGCAAGUGAGUACAAUGAAUGACUGUCUUGAGGAGGAUUGUGGGGCGUUAAGCGAACACUUUCGUUUUCUCUUUCGAGGCUGGUCCCAGAGGGAUUAGAGGGGCAAAAAGUGACUUUGUUUACCUUACACGUACGAAACUGUGAUUUCAUGUGCUGACCGCUCGCAUUGAAGUUCCGAUGGAAACGUUUUUUUAACAAAUGUUUGAAAGCCAUGAUUUCAAUGCCAGUUUGAGAGCUGUUGAAAACCUUGAACUGGAGUAGGACGCAUUCGACUGGAGUGCUUUUUUUACAAGUUUCCAUCAGCACAAAAAUUACAGGUCAUUUAUCUCAAUACUGUACGUACAACAGUUAUGAUGCUCAUCGUGAACAUUCAUAUCUUAACCAAUGUUGCAGACUGUGGUUCACACUAGUGAGGCCCUGAAUAGUGUUCUGACUGGAAGCUAGCUCUAAUAAUAAUUAAGACAAGCUUUCAUGGAGCAGUAAAAUAUUGAAACCAUGUAGAGCAUUGAUUUGACGUAACCUCUGAAAGCAUAAGUAGAACAAGCUCAAUUGGAAAUCGUACCUAAUGCAAGCCUGCCGUAGCGACGCUACAGCUGGAAGCAUGAAACCGUUUUCCACUAUAUUGCUCGUAGUAGAGACAAUGAUGGGGUGAAAGCAAAGUAUUUGAUUAUUUGUUCGCAUCCGGCUUGGCAUAACAACUUCGAACCGAGCAGCUACUGCAAUUACUGAAUGGCACAUUUAUGCCAUGAUUCUGAUACUUACUUCUGGGACGCAAAGCACCUUGAGCUCAAUGUCCGCUUGCAGAAGGCACUGAGAAUACAGAAAACGUUCGGGAACCCACAAAUAGUGUGCCUUGUAAGGCUGUUUAAAAUUAGUAAAUCAGAAUGGCUAUUAUGCUUGCGUAUUGUGCAUCGUUAUGUUAAACGUCACCUUUCAGAAACAUAGUUACUCGCUUUUAGUCUUACACCUUUCAUCAUUAGUCAUCGUGAUAGAUAUAAACUCAUUAUUGCCAAUAUGUAAAAUGCCUGUCUGUAACCUCUUAGAGAAGAAGGGUAAGCGUCACGCAGUCAGGAUAGCUUGCGCGUGCCAUGCUGCACUAUUGUCGUAUCUGUAGGUAUCACUCUGCAACUAACGACAAUCCGCGUCACUGAUUCGUACGAACGUAAAGUAGCUAACUUGGCCUAUCAUUAGUGUAGUACACGUGAAUUCGGCGAGAUUUGACGUGAGAGGGUUGAGUCAAGCUCACUGAACUUCAUGUCAUCCUCGAACGCUCCCAACGUGCUGCCUAAGCGAUUUAUUAAACUCUGUUGCAGAAACAAUGGCACGAGUUUGUCUCAGUAUUCACCGAGUUAGACCCACGAGCGUACCUGUAUACCGUCGCACUGGUACAAACAACCUGCAAUGAAUUAUAGUCACAUGGACGCUACAGUCGUUUUCUACACAUGCAAUCCGACUCGACCAGAAUGAUAAGGUGGAUAAAAGGGUUUCGCAACAUUUCGUUAUUUUGGUUCAAUUUUCAACCAACCAUCUGCACACAGGUCAUCUGAGCGUUAUUUAGUGUAUCCUUCACAUAAAACAAAAUUCACGGGUUUUCAUAUGUUUUAUUCUAGAAAACCACUACGGUCGUCGAGUUGUGCUGUCAUAAUCCUGUCUGAGUUGAAGGGAAAUUUGGAGGCAACGAGUGUUCUGAAAAAACACGAGUAAGCUAUUCGUCAGCUUAUAAAAUGAUGCAUAUGUCGAAGCCGCUCAUGUUGGUUGUUAGUGCUCUCACAGUGAUACAUGAUCAUGUUGUCCAUGCAAAUGUCCUUGCUAACUUGCGCUUUAAAGACAAUAAACGUAUGUGAUUCCCAUUAGCAUCCUACAUUGUAAGAGUAUCCUGGCUAGUCACGAGUUUCGAUAGGACACACGUGAAGUUACGUUACGAUGGCCUCGCGUGCAUUGCGCCGAAGAAUAAAGGGUGAGAGACGUUGUGCAGCAAGUUUUGUUGUGUAUAUUUGCGUUUUCGUAAUAUUCAUCUGCUGUGCGAGAAAAAAAAAAGCAUACUCUUUGAGACUGUUGACUUUGCAAUAAGUGCCUUUUGCAAAAUAUCGUUUUCUAGGUUUUAUAUUCAAGUGUUCAAUGAAUGUGUAGUUAGCACGCGUGUAUGUGAAGCAAUAAAACAAUUGAGUGCUUUGUGCAA
Messenger RNA from Rhipicephalus microplus (southern cattle tick), 3367 nucleotides. RefSeq names its product ras-related protein Rab-34. Gene Ontology annotation, molecular function: GTPase activity; GTP binding. NCBI's taxonomy places the organism in Eukaryota, Metazoa, Arthropoda, Arachnida, Ixodida, Ixodidae. The record is from RefSeq and is a predicted model, not a curated record.